AAACCCCAGAUAACCCUUCCUCAGUUGCUGUUAACAGAAAAUUAAAAUAGUGCUAUCGUCUUCUCAACUUCAUCUUCCUCCUGGAAAACUCUUCAUUUUUCCGUCUAAAGGGCACUAUUUUCUAUCCUUUAAAGCAACAUAUUUUAGUCUCUACCGAAGCCGCUUCUCCCAUCUUCACCUUCACGACCACAAUAGAAGAUGAACGAGAACAAGACCAACAGAUAGACGCAGUCAACAAUGCCACGGCCGUGACCCAGAAAAAUAUAAAGAAAAGAGAUUAACUUUUGAACUUCUGAUCACUUUUCCCACUUGAGGAUCUUUGUCUCUCUGAUUACAUCAUGCCAUAGAACAUUGGAUAUGCUCUCCCAUGUCUUGUCUAUGUCUAAAACAGUCAACUACACUUUUUUUUUUCUGUUCACUUUGUCAUAAGUUGAAUAACAAAUUAAUGUAGUUUUCCCUUGUCCCCAAUCCUUGCCAUCUUCUUGACAUCCAUUAAUCAUUUACAAAGAAAGAUUUCAUUUCUCAUUGUUAGAGGCACACCAAUCCCAUUGGAGCCAAAGAUUUUGAGUUCUGUCUUUAUUUAUUGAGUUUGUUUCUUAAUUUUUUAGUGUUCUUAACGUGUGGUUUCACCAUUUAACCUUGUCAAAUGAGCUUUCUGCUGUAGGUUACCACCAAUGAAGCUGUUGAAUUGUCGAGGAGAGUAGUGUUGGAGGAAGGUCUCAAGUGGUUACUAGAUGAUAUAGGUUAUAUUUCUAAGCUUUGGUGAGAGUCAUAUUCCGACUGCUCUUUUCCAUUCUACACAUGAAGAGGUUCAGAAAAUGCCUACAAGUUCAUGUAAAAUUACUCUUUCUAGAUGGAAUCAUUUGUCUUUGAGCACGAAUUCUGUAGCGGGGGAACCCAUUUACACACUCAAAUAUGAUUUUGUCUCCUGGCCUUAGCCCACUGUCACGUACAUAUUUGCGCCAUCCUGUUCUAAAAACUGGCCUUCGGUUGCCCUCCUUCCGGAUAUAGUAUCCAAAGCCUGAAAAAGUUGUUAGUUUACUGUCGAGUAAACGCGCGAGCUGCGGGAGCUCUGCCAGUGUGUGUGGUUAGAAGCUCAAUUUUCGUGUGCACUGUAUGAAAAUCGUCCAUAUCCAGUGAGCACUACAUGCUAGUAGCCCUUUUCCUGCAAGCAAAACGAUCGACGUGGGUUUCUAACAUGGGUCCACAACGUGGAAAAUUCAAAAUUCACUAUCUUUGGUCCCAUGAUAAAGACCAUAUUCUUUUUAGUUCGUGGAGAAAAGAAGUGAAAAGUAGAUUUUGCCUCACAGAAUAAUAUAUCUUCAAAAAGGUGGAGUGUACACGAUGAUGGUCGAUGGACAGAAACCUCUGUCGUCGAACGAUGUCCUCAAUAGAUUGAGCUACGAACGUCUGCGUCGAGCUGUCUCAAGAGUGUCUAGAGUUUAAGAAUCUGAGAAGCAACCUGUUCGAUACUCACGUGCAAAAUAAAGAUUUUCGACUCGAGAAUUAAAGAAACCACAAAUUCUACAUGAGAAGACCACUAUUUGGGAUAUGUCUUGGUCGUUCGGUACUCUUCAUACGUGAGGAAGAAGUUGUAAUUGUUGUCACCUGCUAGUAGUUUCUAUUUCAUAUUUAGAAAAAAAAAAUUCAUGGAGAAAAAAAGCGCAAGUACUGGAUGUAUGAUUCAAUGCGCCCCCAACUUAGAA
Rubroshorea leprosula is the source of this 1706-nucleotide messenger RNA. The record is from the annotation of a GenBank genome assembly. NCBI's taxonomy places the organism in Eukaryota, Viridiplantae, Streptophyta, Magnoliopsida, Malvales, Dipterocarpaceae.